Molecule: messenger RNA, 540 nt
Organism: Stereum hirsutum FP-91666 SS1
Lineage: Eukaryota; Fungi; Basidiomycota; Agaricomycetes; Russulales; Stereaceae
Exons: 2
Coding region: 1-540 (179 amino acids)
Source: RefSeq, a predicted model, not a curated record
AUGUCUACCGAUUGGGACGCUAUUAAAGCGGGGGCUCAAAAGCUCCACUCAUCCGCAAACACUCCCGACUCUCCCCUUCGGAAUGGCCUUCCCGAUCUGGUGGACGACUGGAACCCAGACGAAAUCUGGGUCUCGAGCGACGUACUAUAUCGCUUGCCCUACUUCAUCGAGUCCGCGAGGCUCCACCGCCAACUUGGACGGGAUGGCUUUGAGCGCGGGUGCGACACCAUGACCGGACCCGUGACGUGGAUAUGCAUCAAAGCGGCGAAGCUCUACCGUGAUCAAAUCCUCGAAGAGAAGAGCUUCAUUCCUCGGAACGACGAUGACAUGGGUCUGUGGAUAAUGGGCAAGUUCUUCACGGUCAGUGCUGAGUACAAGACGGAGCGGUUUUUGCCAGAGGCCCGCGCUUGGGUGAAGAUGAUGCUGCAACUCUCGCUACCCAGCGGACUCGCGGUCGAAGUGAUGCGGGACGGGAAGAUGUUGUUGAACCCCCCGCAUGGUUUCGCGGGCAACGCUCGAGGUCCAUUCGGCAGUCGUUGA